UGGUGUUGGAAUAACAUUUUGCUAUAGGUCAUUCUGAGCUUUCACAUACUGUAGUGUUUUGGUUUACUAUGACCAAAUGUUAAGUUAACUUUCUACACAUUUGUCUUUUUUUCCAUAUUUUUUUCUUUAAGAUCUGUUAAACAAUGGAAAAUCUAUAAACUAUAUGAUUAGAGUAAUAAGUUAUAUAAACAAUACAGUUAUUAUUGUUGUUGUUAUAAUUAUUUGUGAACAUGCUUCAAGAGUGGUGCCUUGUAAUCUGAGACUUUUUAUGAUUGGAAAAUGAUGCAAUGACACAUGACUGGUGGGAAAGAUGGGCAGGCUGUUUUGGCCAUGUCUGUGGCUCAGGCACCCGUGACACAGAGGGGCCGUCCUAAUUAAAAAUGGGUCAUGCUUGGUUGGAGAACGUCAUAAGGGGCAAGUGAAUCACCUCACUGCUUUCUUACAACACUGAAUUGUACUGCACAUUGCCGCACAGACCGGGCCAUAUGUGUAUUCACAUAUCUGUACAGUAUGAUUGAUCAGAAAAAGUUUUAUAAGGCUGACAUAUAAGGACUUAUCAACCUUAUGGUCAGUUGUUGGAAGUUUAUGUCGUCUUUUUUUAUUGCCCACUGCUUUCAAGUGGCUUCAGAGCAAUGGCUAGUUUCGGAAAAUGUGAUGUGCUCUCGCGCCUAUUUGUGAGCCUGCUAUAAAUAGGCCCUGCUGGCAACACAUGCUCUGCUGUGAUUGACAAUUCUAGUGCUACUGGGACAGCAGGCUCCAAAGAACAGGCAAAAAGCAUAUGAAUGGUGAGUUUUUUAAGUGUUGUCCUGUGAUAUAGUUGUGUCACUUAAUCUAAUGUUGGAGUGGAAAUAUAUUUCUGUUUGAAAUCGAAUAGAAAUAAAUGUGUGUGACCCAAGUUAAAGUAACAAACAGCAGAUCCUAUUUAUAACCUCUCUGUUCAAAUGGUCUGCUUGUUGAGACUAGUAGCUCUAAACAGUUAUCUCUAAAUUAUAUUUUAAAAUCACAAAUCCAUAUUCAUUAUACUGCUUAUUAUUUCUUUAAGUAUUUGUCAUUCUCUUUUUAAUUGUUUAAUUUUUCUUGUUUUCAGUAGACAGCCAGAAGUAUCAAAGUGGAGCUUUGCAUUUUGUUUCUAAAAGUUUGCAGACCUUGAUUUUGAUUCUACAGAAAUAUUGAAACCCCACUUAAAGAAAGUUGGGUUUUUUGGACUGUUGAAGUUAUUUCUUGUGGACAAUGACAUCCAGGAGGCCCAUGACUCGCUCUUACUCAGGAAAUGGGAGAUCAGGCAGCCAAAAUGGGGAGGAUGUUUCAGCACCAAGCGGAAGGUCAGAAAGCCGCAACUACCUUUCCAAUGUCAGGCCGGAAAACAGGUAUUCAAACUACAGGCCAUCGAGGAGUACAUUAUGUACCGUCAUGGCCCAGUUGACUGAAGACACCCAGCCAUGCUUUGAAACCACCAUAAAAUCCAAGGCAGUGUCAGAAUCCUGCAAUGUCAAAUUCAGUUGUGUGGUCACAGGGAACCCGGCUCCCGAACUGACAUGGUACAAAGAUGACAUGGAAUUAGACCGAUAUUGUGGUCUUCCCAAAUAUGAAAUAUUUCGCAAUGGAAAAAAUCACACACUCCACAUCUACAAUUGUACAGAGGAAGAUGCAGCCAUUUAUCAGGCCUCAGCGAGGAACAGCAAAGGCAUCGUCUCCUGUUCUGGGGUUCUUGAGGUGGGUACCAUGAGCGAGUACAUGAUCCACCAACGGUUCUUCGCCAAGCUGAAACAAAAAGCUGAGAACAAGCGGCGUGAGGUUGAGGAGAGUCGACGUCGGGGUAAGGAGAACAUCGAGAAGGAACAGUUGAAUGUGAUCAACCAAGAACGCUUACUAAGGAAACAUCGGUCCCCUACUGGUAAUGAGCCCUUGACCUCUCAAGGAAUCGAUGCUGAUGAGGAACCUUCAGUGACAGAUGAUAAAUCAAGUGAUAUCACAGUACAAGCUUGUGUAGGAACCACUGAGGCGUCAACGGAGAACGGCAAUGAGCAGCUCAACCAUGUCUACGAUAUGGCUGAGGUAAAGCGUUCAGCCACAGAAACGGUAGGGGAAAAGAACAUAUGUAUUCCCAAUGGAUAUGAUGAAGCAAAGCUCGUUCAGAGCAUCAGAGAAGAUGAUGGUUAUCAAGGAAUGAGUCUUGCAAAAUAUUUAGCUCAUACUGUGCAGUCACAAGGUGCUGAGCAACAUCAGAGCGCUCCCCAACCACAGGAGAUCAAGGAGGCGGACGUUAGUGCUGUUCAAGAAAAAGAAAGAGAGAGAGCGUUGGAAAAAGAAAGGGAAAGGUUAAAAGAAGAAGAGAGAGAGAGAUCAAGAGAAGAAGAAAGAGAACGAUUAAGAGAAGUAGAGCAAGGAAGAGAGAGAGUUAGACAAAUAGAGCAGGAACAAAACGCUGCGUCUGUAUCCACAGCCAAGGUGGUGUCGCAUAGAGAGCCCGAACAUAAACACAAGUCAGCUCCCCAACCACAGGAGAUCAUGGAGGUGGACGUUAGUUCCGUUCAAGAAAAAGAAAGAGAGAGAGCGUUGGAAAAAGAAAGGGAAAGGUUAAAAGAAGAAGAGAGAGAGAGAUCAAGAGAAGAAGAAAGAGAACGAUUAAGAGAAGUAGAGAAAGAAAGAGAGAGAGUUAGGCAAAUAGAGCAGGAACAAAACGCUGCGUCUGUAUCCACAGCCAAGGUAGCAUCACAUAAUGAGCCCGAACAUCAACACAUAUCAGCUCUUACCUCGGUUUUUCACUCCUUAAAGGACAUAUUCUUCGGCAAAAGUAAGAAGCCUGAAUCCACAAGGCGAACUAGUGGAGGAAGUGUUGAAAAAGACAUUUAUCAUGAGAUAUCCUUGCCUCCCUCACAAACAUCUCCACAAGAACCAGAAACUAAACCUUCAGUCCAUGUUGUGGGAUCUGGGCAGGAUUUACCAAAGCUGGUGGAGGAACCAUCUCACGUUGUGGAUUUGGAAAUAAAAACAGAACCUCAACUUCAGACACAAAAGCCCGCAACUGAGACUGUAAACACCAAUUCAGUUAAACACAUUUCUAAUGUAAACAAACCCGAGGAUGUGUCUCAAAGUCCUGAACGACAUCACAAGAGCGUUAAAGCAACACUUUCUCUGGAGGCGCAGGGGAUGGUGAGGAUGGCUGAGGAGGAGAACAGUUUGGAGGAGGUGCCAGAGAUUUCCCAUCCGUCAUUGUUCAGGGCUACAGAUGACCACACCAAACACAGCAGCUAUGAUGUUCCUGUCUCUUUCAACUUGGAUAAUCCUCCAUGUGAGACCGCAGGGCUGAAAUCUACCGAUCCUUUGGAUGAGGUCAUGCGAGGUGCUGAGGAAAUGCAUAUUUUAGGAGAACAGAGGGGCACAGCUGCCCCCCAGACAGACCUCAACAUGGCAGACCUGGAAAGCAUUAAGUGUUGUGAGAGCCAGACAGAGUCUCAGCUUUCACAGCUAGCUGACUAUGUCCCACUCAUAGUGCACAUGGAGUCCCAGCCUGUGCAACCGAUGGAUAUGAGCAAAAAGUGUGACGAGAAAGAGAUUCCUCAUAUGGAGGGAGAAUGUGUUGAAGCAGAAGAGGGAGGUUUCCCGACUGAAAUAAAUAAUGAGAUUGAUGGCGCAAAAGAAGGGAAAUCUUUAGCUGCAAAAGAAAAUGAAUUGAGAAGUUCUUUUGUAAUAAACAAGUCAGUCCCUAGUGUAGAUCUAGUGAAUGGUAUACAAAAUGCAUCAUCAUCAGCAUUAGUUGUGAAUCAAGGAGAGAUUUCGGUCUCUCUUUUGUCUGAGAAUGCAAUGAAGUUUGACUUAAAACCAGACGAAAAAUCUAUACCAGCACAGCAGACACCAGACAAAAAAUCUUCAGUAGCACCAAAGGUUUGUUUAAUUGACAAAAAAGAAGGUGGAGUUGAUUCUGAUCCAGUGAAUGACCGUAAAAAAGAGGAAAACAAAAAGGAUCAAAACAUCGCAAGUCAUGAAAGGUGUUCUGUAAAAAACAAACAAGAUGGCGUUGAAGACAAGAUGUACAAAAGCGUUGAGAAACCAAGUGAGGAAAAGAGGAAUGUUAGCACUGAAGAAAAGAAGAAUGAUGACAAGAGCAAUAAAAAUGCCAUUCCUGAUUUAGAAACAUCCCCCAUGGUUGAGAUAUCUAAAAAUGUAAGACGUGCUGAGGUCAUGGACACUCAACCAAGGCCAUUCAGAGUAGACAGAUCCCCAAAACUUCUUACUAAAGCACAAGCUGAGAGACGUUUGACAGAGAAGGACCAAUCAGCAGUUCAACCAAUCAUAAUACUCCCUGAUACACGUGAAACCGUCAUCAAAAACGUGGCUAAGAAAAGAGCCCCGCCACAAAUCCCAGAAAUCAAGGUCACACUGCCAGAGAGAGUCAAACGGGAAGAACCUGUGAACAUGCCCAGAAAUGAUGUUUUGAAAUUGGAGCCCGAGCGAGUUAUGCAACCCAUGAUAAAGGAGGUUGCACAGGUAUUUCGAGGAACCGAGAGACCAGUAGAUGAAGCAACUAAAAAGACUGGUGAAUCUGCCCGUAACAGUGCUCGAAUUAAUCCAGAGCCUUCGGGCGUGAACAGGAACAUUCUGUCAGCACCUUCAGGGGAGAGAGCACAGGAUGUUAAACAACAAAAUCUAGAUGCGAGGCCAAGAGGCGGAGAAGCACAAGGAAGUUGGCGGGGCAGAGAAGAUGACAACAAUAUCCCUACAAUUAACAUAGCAUGUGCUGAUGAUAAUGCAACCACUAUUGAACGAGAACCAACGUACGGCCAGCUUUCACUUCCCGGCAUAGUAAUCUCGCAAGAUAUCACUCAACCGCAUACAUUACCUCCAAUUUCUGUCACAAACGCUAAAACAAGUUCAAAAACCAAAGAAGAUUUAGAGCUGUUUGUGAAGCCAAAGAGUGGAACGGAUCAUGUUGCUUCUUCCGAGAAACCGAAAGAAAACCCUAGGACUCAACUUAGUCCUGAUGUGUCUUUGUCUUCAUCCACAAAAACCUCUCAAAGUUGUCAAGACACAGAUAAAGUUUCUUCACCGAAAGACGCAAGGGUUGAACCCGAAGCUGAAAGGCUUCAAAGAGACAAACCUUCCAUAGAAAAACUAAACCUUACAACCCCCGUGGGACCUACUCUCCCUCCACUCAGUCCUGCCAGUUUGAGACGCCUCAUGGCAAAGAAUAACCCCAAUUUAGAAAAUCAGGGUUCCGCCUCGGCUGCCUCAGUGGACGGAGGUGAGAAGAAAGGGGAAGAGAGUGGGGGGAGCACACCCACAUCCACUUUGUCCUGUGAGAGCAGCCCCAAGAUGAAGCGACGCGACAGUCUAACGCUGAUCCCCUCCGCCACGCCGGAGGAGCUCGCUUCAGGUGCUCGCCGCAAAAUCUACCUCGCCAAAACCAAAUCUGAGGAUGAAGGAUCUGACACGCAGGGAAAAAGAGACAGCCCGUAUAUGUCACCCAGUCAAGCGCGAAGGGCGGCUUUUCUUCAAUUGCAAAGCGGACAGCAAACGCCACCCACGGAAAGACGUUCACCUAUGGCCAGACGUAAGGCCACGCUGGAGGUUCCAAAACCGAAGGAGGAAAGCAUAGAGGUGGUAGAAAGUGCGAAGACAGAGAGCAAACCACCAGAGAAGGAAAAGUUGGACCCUUUUAAAGCUCCUCAGGUUAUCAGGAAGAUUAGAGGAGAGCCCUUCUCAGAUGCCUCGGGCCACUUGAAGCUGUGGUGCCAGUUUUUUAAUGUUCUCAGUGACUCCACUAUCAAGUGGUACAGAGACGAAGAAGAGAUUCUGGAGAUGGAACGACGCGCUGGAGAUGAAAGUCCAUUGGCACUGGCAAUAGUCCAGGCGUCCAGCAGAGACUGUGGAGUGUAUGGCUGCUCUAUCAAGAAUGAAUAUGGGACUGACAUGACUGACUACUUACUCAGUGCAGACAUACUGUCAGAAUUUUUCCUAAGGGAUGAUUUAGAAGUGGGCGAGGAGAUCGAGAUGACACCUAUGAUGUUCACCAAAGGCCUGGCAGACUCGGGUUACUGGGGAGAAAAAUUCUUCGGGCGUAUCAUGACGGAAGAGGUCCAGAUUGGAGAGGGCUGUGUUCACAAAACCUGCAGGACAAAGGUCAUCUACGGUUUGGAUCCUGUCUUUGAUUCUGGCAGCACAUGCGUCACUAAAGUAAAAAAUCCCAUCGCAUUCGGCGGGAAGGAAGAGAGCAACCUGACUGAGAAAAAUCUGGAGAUCACCAAACAGGAGUGUAAAAUUCAGAAUACUGUUCGGGAGUACAGCAAAAUAUUUACGGCGGAGGCCAGAGUGAUCGAGAACUUUGGAUUCUCAUUAGAAGUGAUCCCACUUCAUCUAAUGUAUCGGCCCGCCAACACAAUCCCAUACGCUACAGUAGAAGCUGAUUUGAAAGGCGUGUAUUUGAAAUACUGUUCGAUGGACAACACUGGACGAUUGAUCACUAGAAGCACCUCUGAGGUGGAGCAAAAGUGUUGCUCUUUCCAGCACUGGAUCCAUCAAUGGACCAACGGCAACCUCCUUGUAACAAGGCUAGAAGGUGUCGAUGCAAAGAUCACAUCUGUUGAAAUUGCUACCAAGUCUAAAGGGUAUCAAGGUCUCACAGACAAAGCGUCUCCAAAGAUAAUGGAGCAGUUCAUUACUCAGCAUCAGUGUAACUACUACUGUGGUUUACUGAGUCUGAGACCUCUAAAGCCCCUGGACUCUUUACAACAACCCAAAAUAAAGACCUCCAAGAGUCCCCUACUGGCACGAAGGGGAAUAGCAGGCUCAUCGAGCCCCCAGCUGCAGAAGAAAGGAAAUAACAGCCCACAGUCCACCCGGAAAGGAAUUUCUAGCCCCAAAGUGACUAAAAAGACAAGUGAGUCAGGAGAGAACUCACCCGCUGUCAAACACAAAACUGUGGAGGCCCCAAAAUCGGUGAGGAUGAGGUAGAGAGAAGGAUUGAGACUCAUGGGAAAAAAUGCAAGCUUUGGCAUUUUUUCUAUUUUCCUUACCGUUAUCAUUCGUGUGGAGCCUAUAAUAUACAAUUAUCAGUAGGUUACGUUGUACAGGACAGCGAGAUUCCUUGUGUCCAUAGACUGGCAUGAAAACCUAUGACCGAGGAUUGUUCAUAGUCUUUGCACAUAGUGUCUAAAAUGCACGAGCUGAAGAAAGCAAGAGUACGAAGGACUAUACAGAUAUACUAAAGAGAUGAAUGACCAGAGGUGUUUGGCAGUUUUUGAUAUUACUGUGAAUAUGUACGACACCAUAAAUACCUCUUGAGGCCACCAUUACUUUAAGAGCUGAAUUGAGACUAUCCCCUUUCAAGACCACUGCUGGGGAAAAAAUAUGAAACCCGGACUGUCUGCAAAUGGAUAAACAAUGUUUUCAUAUAGACUCUGGAACUUUGUUGUGGUUUAUUCAAUUGUUUCUAUAUCAGAUUUGAGAAGGAUUCCUCAAGGAUUCCUCAAAAAUCUGUGAUGUAUGUCUCGGCUGUGCUGAAAUGCUGCUUUUUUGGUAGCCGUGUCUGAUACGCAUUUUUUGUGAAUUGCUCUGCGUUUAAGGAUCCGGCCACACAUUUGAUGAGUGACUGUCCAUGCUUUACAUUCUCUAACACCACACUUGGUUGUUCAUAUUUGGGCAAACUUUGAGCUAUAUAAUCAAGACAAAUUUGUUUUUAUCUUAAAUCUGAGGGAAGAUCAAACUUUAUUGUCAUAGUAAAGAUAUUUAUACAAUUGACAGUACAGAGUUCACGUGUCAUCGGUGUUUAUUGCCCUGCAAAUUUACAAAAAUUGAAAAAUAAUAUAAAAUAUAUUUUAAAUGUAGAUUUUUGUAAACUUUUAAUGCUCAUGUGUUUACAAAAACGUUCUCAUCUUUAGGUUUUGAUUACAUGUAUUUUAAUUUAAAAUUUUACCAAAAUCAAUAAAUGGUACCUGCCUUAACCUUUACCCCAUUUCAACAUCA
Messenger RNA from Triplophysa dalaica, 7962 nucleotides. RefSeq names its product alpha-kinase 3a (gene alpk3a). The coding region runs from base 1231 to 6951 and encodes 1906 amino acids. NCBI's taxonomy places the organism in Eukaryota, Metazoa, Chordata, Actinopteri, Cypriniformes, Nemacheilidae. Gene Ontology annotation, cellular component: nucleus. Gene Ontology annotation, molecular function: protein serine/threonine kinase activity; ATP binding. The transcript has 14 exons. Gene Ontology annotation, biological process: protein phosphorylation; cardiac muscle cell development. The record is from RefSeq and is a predicted model, not a curated record.